AUGGCGGGCGGUGCCAAAAAGCCGGUCAACGUCUUCCGCUUGAAGAACUUGGGUGAUCCCAAGGAAGUCUUCAACUGGAAGCUCUGGUUUGCUGUCAUCUCCUUCGGUUUGAUGGGUGCGGCACGAGGUGUUGACGAGGGCCUCAUCUCCGGCGCAUUCAAUUCCAAGGACUUCCAGCGGUACAUCCACUACGAAUCCUAUAGUGAAGUCGAGCAGACCAACAUCAAAGCCAAUGUCUCAGCAAUGGUCCAAAUUGGAUCUGUUGGUGGUGCCCUCUUUGCCUUUUUAGUCUGUGAUCGCAUCGGUCGUAUUUGGGCAACUCGUCAGCUAUGUCUCCUCUGGAUCCUUGGUAUCGCUAUUUUCAUGGGAAACAAUGGCCACCUUGGCGCAGUCUACGCUGGUCGCUUCAUCGCAGGCCUCGGUGUUGGACAAACCGUCGUGGUAGCCCCGGUUUACCUAGCGGAGAUUGCUCCUGCCUCCAUUCGAGGUCUUUGUACCUGUGUCUUCACGGGCUUUGUUUAUCUGGCCCAUGUCUGGCUCGCAGGAAUUGUACUAGCUUACUUUGCCAAUUAUGGAUGCGAAGUCAAUUUGGGUGAUAACACGCACAAUCGUUGGGAGGUCCCCACGAGCCUCCAUGUCAUCUUUGCUGGGUUGAUCUUUCUCCUCUCCUUUUUACAAUAUGAGUCUCCUCGAUAUUUGGUCAAGAAGGGCCAGCUGGACAAGGCACUCGCAAAUUUAGCCCGUGUCCGAAACCUAGCUCCCGAACAUGAAUAUGUAGUCCGCGAGAUCACCGCCAUCCGAAAUGCGCAUCAGUUAGAGAUGGAGGCCACGAUGGGCUCUGGACCCUUGGGAAUCAUUAAAGAAACUUUCUUGGUUCCCUCGAACCUCUACCGGAUCUAUCUUGCUUUGAUGGCCCAGAUUCUGUCUCAGUGGUCGGGUGCGGGAUCUAUCACUGUUUACGCGACGGAUCUGUUCAAAUUGCUGGGCAUUACUGGCAACAACGAGAACCUUUUGGUGACCGCCAUCUUCGGAAUUGUCAAGCUUGUCGCUGCCGUUCUAUGUGCCCUUUUUCUAGUUGAUGUUAUCGGACGCAAGCGUGCCCUACUUUUGGGGAUCUCCUUGCAGGCCAUCGCAAUGAUCUACGUGGCAAGCUUCCUAUCUGCAUUUCCUAAAAUGGGGGAUGAUGGAUACGUGCUUCCAGAGAGUAAGAAGGGAGCCAGUGAGGGUGCAAUUGCGAUGAUUUAUAUCUCCGGAUUCGGGUGGGCUCUUGGUUGGAACUCAAUGCAAUACCUGUUGACGGCUGAACUGUUCCCCUUGAGGAUCCGUGCUCUGGCAACAUCCCUCGCCAUGACCCUGCAUUUUGCCAACCAGUAUGGCAAUUCUCGUGCAGUGCCCAACAUGCUGCUUGAAACUUCUAGUGGUGGUAUUAGUCCCCAGGGUACCUUCUGGUUCUUCGCGGCUGUGACCAUUAUUGGUGGCGUGUGGGUGUGGUUCAGUGUGCCAGAGACUGCUGGUCGGACUCUCGAGAGCAUGGAUCGACUUUUUGAGCUGCCUUGGUAUCGUAUUGGCCGAUAUGGUAACAAGGAUGCAGAAGAACGUGAUCAGGUGGUGGAUGAGAAAAUGGAAAUGAUGGCUUCCCAACAAGGCAUGGCUCAGCAUGUCGAGCGGCAAGUGUAA
Penicillium macrosclerotiorum is the source of this 1677-nucleotide messenger RNA. Its product is annotated as putative MFS quinate transporter. The record is from RefSeq and is a predicted model, not a curated record. Bases 1 to 1677 code for a protein of 558 amino acids. The transcript is spliced from 5 exons. Lineage: Eukaryota; Fungi; Ascomycota; Eurotiomycetes; Eurotiales; Aspergillaceae. Gene Ontology annotation, cellular component: membrane. Gene Ontology annotation, molecular function: carbohydrate:proton symporter activity. Gene Ontology annotation, biological process: carbohydrate transport; transmembrane transport.